AUGGAAGGAGGUGAAGCACAGAAGAAGCAAGUGCUUAUCGAGAAGAAUAGAUACAUGCAUGAUCAAGAGGGAUUGAUGAAGAAGGUGCCGAUAAUUAAAAAGGGUUGCAGCAAAUUCUGGUAUUUUACGGUCGUGUUUCUUUUAUGGUUCUUAUUGCUUUACUUCUUCUUUAAUUCGGGCUCAAAACUUGAUAAGAAGGAUGAUUUCUUGUUGAAACACCAUUAUGAUAAUUUUGUUGAUACCAAUGAAUCGAGUUUUGGUGGUGUGAAUUGGAAUUCCAAUGAAGAAACAGGGCAUGUUGCACCAGACUCUAUUAUGGAUAUGGAUACGAAAGCAACAGGUAAUCCUGUCGACAAUUUUUUUACCGGUGGUGAUUGGGACAAGUAUCUUCGUGAAGUAUCUAAUGCUGGGAAAGAAUCAAAACCGGAAAAUCAAAUACAUCUUACAGAAAAUGAAGCUCGAUCGAUCAACAAAGUCUUUGGUGAAGGAAACAGAGAAGAAUCUGGUAAUGCAAGGAGUACAGCAAGGGAGAACCAGGUCAAAAAACCGUUUGAUCAUUCACUUCCUAGAGAGGCUAGGAGGAGACGGGUCAAGAAACCGGCAAGGGAGAAACGGGUCAAGAAACAGGUGGAUCAUUCACUUCGUAGAGAAGAGAAGGUAAUCGAGGAGGUCAUCGAACAGCCUAACAAGGAAGAUCAAAUAAGGAGGCAAACCAAUUCGGAUUCACAUCCUGAAUCAUGUGUAGGCCGAUACAUUUAUAUCCAUAACCUUCCAAGCCGAUUCAAUGGUGAUUUGGUCAGGCAUUGUCAAUCACUUAACGAAUGGUCUAAUAUGUGCCCCUACCUGUCAAACUUUGGCUUUGGUCCCCAGCUAAAGAAUUUGGAAAGGACGCUCUCAAACACUGGCUGGUAUGAUACAAACCAGUUCAUGCUAGAAAUCAUUUUCCACCAUAAAAUGAAGCAAUACAAGUGCUUAACCAAUGACUCUUCAUUGGCUUCAGCAAUCUUUGUCCCUUACUAUUCUGGGCUUGACGUUGCUCGUUAUCUGUGGAAUGCUGACAAGAAGAUGAAAGAUUAUUAUUCUCGUCAUCUUGUGAGGUGGCUAAGAGAAAGCCCCGAGUGGAAAAGAUUGUGGGGUAGUGACCACUUCAUGGUUGCUGGAAGGAUCACUUGGGAUUUCAGGAGAUUAACGAACAACAACAAUGACUGGGGCAACCAGCUUAUGAUUUUGCCUGAAUCUAGAAACAUGACAGUGUUAACUAUUGAAUCAAGUCCGUGGAACAACAAUGACUUUGCAGUACCCUAUCCAACAUACUUUCAUCCUUCAAGUGACAACGAAGUGUUUCAAUGGCAAAACAGGAUGAGAAGACUGAAAAGGCAGUUCUUGUUUUCUUUCGCAGGUGGGCCGAGACCUGACCUCCCAGAUUCUAUCCGUAGUGACAUUAUUGAACAGUGCCAGGCCGCAAGGGAAAAAUGCCUAUUGCUAGAAUGUAUUACCGGUUCAAGCAAUUGCUAUGAACCAGUUAAUUUGAUGAAAAUGUUUCAAAGCUCUACGUUCUGCUUGCAGCCUCCAGGGGAUUCCUAUACUAGGCGAUCAACUUUUGAUUCAAUCUUGGCUGGGUGCAUUCCAGUUUUCUUCCAUCCAGGUUCAUCUUAUGCCCAGUAUUUAUGGCAUUUCCCGAGGGAUUAUACUAAAUACUCCGUGUUCAUACCGGCAAACAAGAUAAAAGACGAGAAAGUCAGCAUUGAGAGGACGUUAUCUCGGAUUCCUAUACAAAGAGUAUGGGCUAUGAGAGAAGAGGUUAUAAAGCUGAUUCCAGGCAUGGUGUAUGCUGAUCCAAGUUAUGGAUUGGAGACCCUUAAAGAUGCAUUUGAUCUCACAAUUGAUGGGGUUCUUGAAAGAGUUGAGAAGAUUAAGAUGGAUAUUAAAGCUGGAAAGAAUUUUUCUGAAGAUAUAGAAGAGUAUACUUGGAAGAAAAAUUUAUUUGGGACAGAAGGGAAACAUGAAUGGGAUCAUUUCUUCGAUAGGUCAAAGAUGAUAAUUUUGGGUUGUGAAGCUUAUUUAGCCAGUAAGCUUGGCCUCCCGGGCUUUGCAAAAGCAUUGCAACAGGAGGCCAUUGAAGACAAGAACUUUGCUCUGUGCAGAGAUGGGAAGUCCAAGGUCUAG
Molecule: messenger RNA, 2166 nt
Organism: Populus euphratica (Euphrates poplar)
Lineage: Eukaryota; Viridiplantae; Streptophyta; Magnoliopsida; Malpighiales; Salicaceae
Product: xyloglucan galactosyltransferase KATAMARI1 homolog
Exons: 3
Coding region: 1-2166 (721 amino acids)
Molecular function (GO): glycosyltransferase activity
Source: RefSeq, a predicted model, not a curated record